This is a messenger RNA of Acipenser ruthenus (sterlet), 6689 nucleotides long. RefSeq names its product periplakin (gene ppl). The record is from RefSeq and is a predicted model, not a curated record. Gene Ontology annotation, molecular function: structural molecule activity; cadherin binding. The transcript has 22 exons. Gene Ontology annotation, biological process: wound healing; intermediate filament cytoskeleton organization. Bases 202 to 5481 code for a protein of 1759 amino acids. NCBI's taxonomy places the organism in Eukaryota, Metazoa, Chordata, Actinopteri, Acipenseriformes, Acipenseridae. Gene Ontology annotation, cellular component: cytoplasm; intermediate filament; cytoskeleton.
UGCGCUUCAGCUUUCUUCAGCGCACUGUUGUUGUUGACUGCAGAGUGACACACAGAGAGGAGUUUCCUUCUAAAAGCUUUUUCACAGUUUCUUCUGUCCUCCCAGACCUACCUGCUUCGGAUAGAACACCCCUGCGCCAACUCACCUUUGAACACCAGGUCCCCGAGAGACUGAAACGGGGGAAACAGUGGAUCUGCCAAAAUGUUUAAAAAGAAGACAACGAAGUCUGCUGUUACGCCAAAAACGGUCCAGAACAGCGAGCUCACAGAGGUGAUCGAGAAGUUGCAGAGGCAUGCCGACCAGGUGGAGAAAAACAUCAUCGACACCGAGGACAAACUGCAGAAGGAUGUUAAUAAUAAAAUGGAUGGAAGGGCUCAGCUGUACCAUGACGACACCAGCAAAAGAAUCGGAAACUCAGAGGAUCUGCUGAAGGGGCUGGGGCUCGAUGCAGUCAGCGCCAGACGCCUCGGUCACCCGCAGGCUGAGAUGAUUGAAGAAGAUAUCAAGCAGCUGAAGGAGAGGGUAAGGAAACUGCGUCUGGAGCACGAGAGGGUUUACAACGCGUCUCGCUCGGAGAGCCUCCCCAACAUCAACUGGGGGAAGAUCAUUGAGGAGAAGCAGAUGAACCUGAAUAACAAAGGCUUUGGAAAUGAUCUGCCCUUGGUUGACAACCAAGUGGACGAGCACAACAUUUUCCACAGUGAAGUGGAGGCCAUCGGGCCCCACAUUACUCAGCAAGGAGACCAGGAAUACAUCAGUGGCCUGCAAGUGAAAUACAACAAACUCCUGAACAACUCCCAGACGCGUCAGCGGGACCUAAACAGCCUGCGCGAUUACAUGCAGCGCUGCACCAACGAGCUCUACUGGAUGGACCAGCAGGGACAGGAGCGUAUCAACUACGACUGGAGUGACAGGAACCUGGACUACCCGACCCGACACAAGCAGUACGAGAAUUUUAUUAACAGAAGUCUUGAAGCCAAAGAGGCAAGUAUCACGAAGCUCCAUGAAGAUGGAGAGAAGCUUCUGGCAGCGAACCACCCAGGCAGCAAUGCCAUCGAGGCUCACACUGAGGCGGUGCAUGCAGACUGGAAGGAAUACCUCAACCUGCUUAUCUGCGAGGAGAAGCACCUGAAAUACAUGGAUGAUUACCACAAAUAUCACAAGGAUGCAAAGGACACUCAGGAUCUACUGAAGAAACUGGAGACGGACCUGAGCCAGAAAUACAACCCUGAAUUUAAAGACAUCUACCAGACGCAGGCCCUGAUCGAGGAUUUGGAUGAUCAGUCCAAGGCUCUGGAUCAGUAUGACGAGGCAGUGAAGGCUCUGCAGAAGCGCAGCCAGCAGGUGGUGCCCCUGAAGUACCGUCGAGAGACGCCUCUGAAACCCGUCCCUGUGGAGGCGCUCUGCGAAUACGACUCCGAGGAGGGUCAGAUUGCCCGCGGAGAGAGGUACACUCUCCUCAAGAACAGCGGGGUGAAGUGGGAUGUCUCUGAUGCUGCUGGACGUAAAAUGAGCGCCCCCGCAGUGUGCUUCAUGAUUCCACCUACAGACCCCGAGGCCCUCGCCAUUGCAGACAACCUGGCUAACCAGCACAAGAGCAUCAAGAAGAAGAACGCCAGCACCAAAGCUGCCCUCAUGAAGCGCUACGAAGAGCUCAAGAAAGAGAACACUGGAGGGUCUGUGUCGAUUGCAGAUAAACAGGAGCAGCAGUGUCGUCAGCUGAUGUCUGGAUUAGACAAAGUGUACAGUGACCUGGACAAGCAGGAGAAGGAGAUCUACUCUCGCCUGCGGCCUCCGCUGGACCAGAGCCACCCAGUCCAGGACAGCGCAGAGCGCCUGCAGGACCUGAAGAUGAUAGAGAGCACUGUUCGUCGUAUUGAGCCUGAAAAGACCUCGAAGCUACGUGAUGCCCAGGCCUUCCUUGCAACCAGCCCCAAGUGUGCCAGCGCUCCACAACUCUACAGCAAAGUAGAUGAAACUGUCAACAAGUACGACAAGGUGGACCUGCUGCUGCGUUCUGCAGAAGACAAGUUUGAGGCUUCAAACCGUCUUGAGAAUACUCUGCAUAAAGGAAAAAACAUGUUGUCAACUUAUGAGAAUAAACUUGCCAGGGAAGAAAUCGCCCCAAGCGACCUGAGAUCACUGGAGAACACGCAACAAGAGCUGUCUGAAAUAAGCCGGGAGCUGAAAUCCCAGAGAUCUAUAAUCACUGAAGCAGAACAGAACCUCCGAUCUACCAAGGCAAACUGUGAUAACCUAGCGAGCAGGCUCCAGGAACACUGCCCUGAUAUUGACCGUCAGGAGGCGGAGGUGCGGAAAAUGAACAAGAGAUACGACAACCUGAACAAGCAGAUUGACAGCAGAUCGCAGGAUCUACAAACAGCCAAGACUGCCUACGGUAACUACCGCAGUGAGUACGACAGCCUCAACAGUUGGCUCACCAGAGUGCCAAACUACGAACCAAGGGAAACUGACGACAUCAGACAAAUUGAGACCAAACUGGCAAAUCAAAGAAAUCUACUUACAGAUAUCUCUAGGAAAGAGUUUGAACUGGAGAACGUUUCAAGGAACUCUCAGCUGUACCAACAAGCUGUCAAGAAUUAUGAAUUGGAAGCUGACAAAUUUAAAUCCAUUCUUGACCUUGAAGAUGGAAUAACCACACAGACAUACAAGAAACACAAACUUGAGUCCCCAGCGAUCAAAGUCAAGAACGAGGAAUCUGCUCUUGGAGCCAAAUUUACUGAAGUAAAUGCUGUAAACAAACAGAGACUGCAAAACCUGGAAUUUGCCCAAAGUCUGGUGAAUCAGCAACCUGAGGUAUCUGUUAUGCAACAGAACAGUGUUCAGACUCAAAUGGCACAGGCUCCUGGGGAACAGCCCUGGAGGAUUAAGAAACAGCUAGAAGAUGAGGUUCAACGCAGACAACAACUGGAAAAUGAAGUCAAGAACACCCAGGGUGAAAUUUACCUCCUGGAGGGCCAGAGACCUCAAGACACGGUGGUCAAGAAGGAAGUGAUCAAGAAAGUUCCUGAUCCCCAGCUGGAUGAUGAGUUCUACAAAUACCAGCAAAGAGUCUCGGAGGAGCAGAGGCUGACCCGAGCCCUGGAGAAUGAGCUGGAGGCACUUCGACUCAAACUGCGCGGCUUCGAAACUGAAAAGAGAGAAGGAGCGCAGCAAUAUGUGGUCAAAGAAGUCCUCCGCAUUGAAAAGGAUAGGGUGCAAGAAGAUGAGGUACAAAGGCUGAGGGAAGAGUUGGAGGAGAUCAGGAGGCAGAAGACAGUCAAGGAGAAUGAACUUACUCUUAUUCGGAAACGCAUUACAAUUGUAAGUGAGGAGAAAAACAAGGAACAGGAAAUAAUAACUGAGAAGGAACUGGUUAAGAUUCAAAAUGAUCCACAACUGGAGAGCGAGUACAGAAUGCUUAUAGAUAAUAAACAAAAAGAAAUGGAAUCCAGGAAGAGACUGGAGGAGGAACUCCAACUUCUUCAGGAUAAACUCAAGCGGCUGGAGAAGGAGAAGGCCAUGGCUGAGGAGAAGAUCACGAUUAAAGAAGUAUUAAAGGUGGAGAAGGACCUUGCCUUGGAAAGAGAAGUAGAGCAGCUCAGGCAUCAAUAUGAAGCUGAAAAAGCCAAGAGCAUGUCCACUCAAAGAGAACAAAGUGACCUGCUGAGGAAGAUUACCCUUCUCGAGGAAGCAAAAUCAAAAACAGUCACUCAGGAAAAGAUGCGGGAGAUUGUAAGACCUGACCCGAAAGCUGAAAGUGAGUUGGGCAGGCUUCGUUUCGAAUUGGUUGAACAGCAGAGAAGAAGCAGAGAUGCAGAACUGCAGCUGAAGACCCUUUGUGAUGAGCUGACAAUGUUGAGGAACAGAGGUCCCCAAAUAGAGUACAAGGAAAUGAUUAAGGAGGUCAUCAAGUACAAGACAGACCCAGAAACUGAGAGAGAGCUUGAAAAACUCAGGAACGAAAUUGUUGACAAAACACGCCAAACUGAAAGGUCGGAGUUAGAAAUUGCGCAACUCAGAGAAGACAUUCAGAGGUGGAAAGAAACCAAACCCCAGGUGACGGUAAAGGAGGUUGUCAAUGAGGUUGUGCAGUACCGUGAAGAUCCAAAAACUAGAGAGGAGGUAGAAUCCCUUAAGAUUAAGCUUGCAGAAGAACAGAGAAUGAGAAUGGAACUGGAAAGAGAAAGGUCUGCCAAUGAAGAAAAGAUCAAACUGAAAAAGAUAGACCUUUCUGAGGUUAGGGAAAAGUUUGUCCAACAAGAAGUUGUGAAGAUGGAAGAAGACCCAAUUCUGAAAUCAGAAUGCACCACAUUCUCUCAGAACAUUAAUAAUGAACAGAAGCAGAAGGAGGUCCUCAAAAAUGAGCUGUACGUACUUCAGCGCCGCAAGACCGAUUUGGAGCAGCAGCUGGAAGAUCUUGAGCGCGAGCGAAAAGCCCGACGUGAAGCUGAGCUUGAAAUUCAGAGGCUGAGAGUCCAACUCAAUGAGCUGGAGAUCAGAGAAAAGCAGACCAGAGAGAAGGUGACUGUAAAGCAGAAGGUGGUCCUUCAACAAGAUCCCCAGCAAGAAAAAGAAUACUCGCUUCUCAAACUGGAAGUGGAGGAAGAGAAGCAUAAGCGUAUUCUGCUUGAAAAGGAGCUUCAGACUUUGAUUGAAAAACAGAUGACCCUGGAGAAGAUGGAAGUUCGGGAGAAAGUGGUGUUCUCUGAAAAAGUUCAAGUGGAAAAAGAUCCUGAAGCGGAAUUCGAGAUUGAGAGACUCAAGAUCAGCCUGGAAGAAGAGUCCAAGCGCAGACGUGAGCUUGAUGUGGAGCUGAGUCGUCUCAAUUCAAAAUUAUCUGAAGCAGAAUUUUCCAACACUAAAUACUCAAAGGAGCUAGACUACAUACGAGAAGAAAAUCUGAAACUGCAACAGGAGAAGGUGAGGCUACAAAACGAGGCCAGGAGACUUCAGUCAGAUAUCCAAAUUACUGUUAAAGAAACUAAAGAGAUUACAGAAUCUUCUUCGUUGGACAACGGAAGGAACCUGGAGCUAAGGCUGAUGUCACUGCAGAAGGAGCUUGCCGAACUAAAGAACAUAACACAUGAGAAAGAUCAAGAAAUCCAAAAACUGAACAAGAGUAUGUCUACAAUAAAAACCAAGAGGGAGCAAAGAGAGAGCCACUUGCGGCGCUCUAUUGUAGUCAUAGAUCCAGACACAGGAAGGGAGAUGACCCCAGAAGAGGCCCACAGGGAGGGUCUCAUUGACUGGAAAAUGUUUGUCAACCUUCAGAGCCAGGAAUGUGACUGGGAGGAGAUCUCGGUCAAGGGUCCCAAUGGAGAGUCUACAGUCCUUCAUGACAGAAAAUCCGGCAAGAAGUUCUCUAUUGAAGACGCCUUACAGAACCAUGUAAUUACAAAAAACCAGCUGAGGCGGUAUCAGAACAAGGAAUUAUCAAUCCAGGAGUUUGGGCUCAUGGUAUCUGGUCGUGCCAAAUAAAACAUACUCAAGGUAGUAAUGAAUCUUCAGGAGGAGCUCUACAAGAUGGCUGCAUCUCCCCCAACUCUUCCUAAAGCCUAUGUCCUUACAUGAACUUAUUCCAAAAAAGGCAGACCUUAUUUAAGUAACGCACACAAAAAGCACCUACAGAACUGCUCCAAGCAACAACGAACGGACAUGUUUUAUUGUUUUUCUUCUUCUGGACGUUGGCUUGUUUUAUAUUGGAGGGUUUAAAUGUGAAAAUUAAGUCUGCAGGACAAGAAAAUGUAAACUUUAAAAAAAAUGUAUAUCCAAAGAUUAAAUGUUAGCAAUAAAAGCGUUAUUGGGGUGACCUGUAACUGGAAAUUUAAAUUAGCCAAUACAUUACCCCUCUAUUUCUAUAUCUACAUCGUUUAAUAUUUUAAGAACUAUCUAAAAAAAAUAAUUACACAUAACUAACAAAUGCAUCUUUUUUCCUUGACACAACAUUCUGAUACAUGUGUUGUGUAUAACUAAAUGAGCUUACCAUGGAUUUAUAUAUAUAUAUAUAUAUAAAAUAUAAUAUAAUAUAAUUAUAUACCCCUUUUCCACUGGCACAUCCCAUAUGGGUCCGGGUGCUUUUCCACUGGCUAUUUGUCGAGCUGAGCAAGAACCAAACUGUGAAACUUUGGCCUCACAGCACAUCUGAAUCUGGCUAGGAGCCGAUCAGGGCCAGGGGCAGGGUUAAUGAUUUUCGUCACUGUACACUGGAGGAAAAUGAACACGGUGUGCAGAGAGUCGAGGAGAGAAAGUACAGCCUAGUGAGGAAGUAUCUUGCUCUUCUGAUCCAAAUAACUGCUGUCUGUGAGAAGCAUCCAAAUGACUGCUUUCCCUUUGCGUAAUUGCAUUUUAGUUGUAUUCUGUAAUAUAUGAAGAACGAAAAUAAAAUAAAAAAACACAACCCUAACCUCUGGCUCCGCCCUUGUGGCUCAGGUGUACAGUGGAAAAGAAGUCAAACGUACCUACUAGGGACAACAGGCAGAGAAACUGCCUUAAUUGCCAAUGUAUUUAUGCAUGUAGUUCUGUUAGUCUGGUACAAUGUCUUGCUACUUAAUGCAUACACUCUACCUUCAUUAUGUUGCAUUUUCCCUUUAUUUUUUAAAAUAUCUGUACAAGGAGAGGGAAUGUUUAAGGGAUUUAUUUUGUUUUAUUUGUACACAACUUCAAUAAAAUAUUGUGGUGGUUGUAAA